Molecule: messenger RNA, 3976 nt
Organism: Mercenaria mercenaria
Lineage: Eukaryota; Metazoa; Mollusca; Bivalvia; Venerida; Veneridae
Product: melanocyte-stimulating hormone receptor-like
Exons: 1
Coding region: 438-1559 (373 amino acids)
Biological process (GO): G protein-coupled receptor signaling pathway
Cellular component (GO): plasma membrane
Molecular function (GO): G protein-coupled receptor activity
Source: RefSeq, a predicted model, not a curated record
GAAACAUUUCAACAAGAUAGACAGAUCAAGCUUUCUUCUCGAUCAGAAAUAACAUUCUUUUUUAUGAUGAGCAACAAGGAAUACAUCUGGCCUAUUCUUGCUUUAUUAUGCAGUUGUUUCAUAUUUGUGUAUAAAACGGCGUUAAGCGUGUUACAUGAUGAGUAAAAUAUGAUGCAUGGAAUGUUAACAGUUGUGUUAAUUGAGAUACAACGCGAAGCAUAAAAAAAAGAUACAAAAAGUAUAGUUCCGCAUUUUGCUGCAAAUUGGAUGUGUUUUAACUGUGGGAGAUUAAAACCGUUCAUGCUCAUACGUUUGUGAAGGGAUCGUUCAAACAAUCUUAAGUGGACACAUGCUUUUAGGAUAGGAUUUUAAGUGGGUGACUAAAACAACUAUAUAAAACCAAUUAACACAUUCAUAGACAAACAAAAGACUACGAAAUGUGUGAGAUAAACCAUUUUGACACUGCUAGUGCAGCAGUAAGAGAGAAUGUCACGGAUCUAUAUAAUUCCACAUGUGGUAACAGCACACGAGGAGGCAGCGGACGUGGUGGCCGGAGUUACGGCUACCAAAAAUUUUCAUGCGGAUACUGUGAUACUAAGUGUGUAUACAGUGGAGUACAAACUGUAUUUAUCAUUGGAAUAAUUGCAAACUUUUUUGUGAUAGCUCGCGUGAUUCGAGACAAGAGGCUGCGCGAUUCUACAUUCGUUGCAAUAGCAGCAUUAGCUGUGGCUGACCUACUUUUUCUGACCUUGAAUUUGUCGACAGCUUUUGAAAGAGUUAUCCUAUCAGUCACGUGUUCUUCUCCAAAGGUAAUUAGUAAACCUUACUACAUACUGAAAUCCAUUUUCUGGUUCUCUGCGAACACACAUGUAGCUUUAUUAGCUAUUCUGCGAUAUAUAACACUUGCAUAUCCCCUGAGAGCCAACGCUUUCCUUAGCCCAAAGAAAGUUAUCUUCUCGUCUUUACUUGUAUGGGUUCUUGGAUUCGUUAUCACCGGAACGUUAACAGGACUUAUAACUGUGAGACUCAUACUUCCGGGAAGAUCGCAGGAGUUUUUGAUCUUCUUGUGGAUAUCAGUGUACCUGCUACCCCUGAUUGUAACCUGUGUUCUUCAUAUACUUAAGAUAUGCCUUGUCAAAAGAGCUGUCACUGAAACAGCUACGGAGUCUACCCGGAAGUCGAUACAGCGCAUGUCUAAGAUUGUUAUCGUUGUGAUUAUAAUGGCGGCCGUACUUCCGUUACCGCGCUUGAUUAACAAAUGCAUGAAACUUGCAGGCCGGGAUGUUUUCCCAUCAAGUGACUUCAAAACACAUUUUGGCGAAAUUGCGGACAUAUUAUUUCUUGCCAACAAUUCCAUCAAUCCAUUUAUCUACGGGUUUCUGUCAGAUAAAUUUCGAAGAAGCUUAAAACAAAUGUUUUCGUGUAUACCUGGCGUGAAUGAUGACAGUGUCGCAACAACAGACACGCCAUUGUCUGUAAGAAAACAGAACUAUGUUUUAGAGCCAAUGCCCCGGAAGUACAGCUAUGCCGACAGUUUGGACAGUGUAGAGAGAGUGUGACAUAUUAAAGUAAAACACAUAGUAACUUAAAGUGACAAAACGUUAUUGAUCUGGUGUUUUAAAGGGACAGGAUGGAGUAUUCACCUCAUGAUUUGAAACAGACAAUAUCAUGAAAUACGUCGUUCAUAUGACGUAUCAAAAUAUGUGACGUGUUUCCAAUUUGAAAUAUAAUAGUUGUCAAGUGUGCGUUGUAAUAAAACGUUUUUCAAGAUACAUUGAAAUGUGACAGUCAACGUGGUGACGUUGUAAAAAAGUUUGAAAUUUGUCUUGUUGUCCUGUUGGCAAUAAGAUUUUUUUUUUAAAUGUGUAAGUUUAUCGCUGACUAACAUUUUAUUUAUUUCACUGGUCACUUUGAUAUCAGUCAGUAUUCUAUAAUAUGAUAUAAUGCACCAAACAAUAUUUGAGCCGCGCCAUGAGAAAACCAACAUAGUGCAUUUGCGACCAGCAUGGAUCCAGACCAGCCUUAGCAUCCGCGCAGGCUGGCCUGGAUCCAUGCUGGUCGCAAAAGCACUAUUCUGGAUUUCUCAUGGCGCGGCUCAUUUCAUUUAUUUUUGACGUACUUUAGUUUUUGCUCUUAUCUGUGAAUAUAUAAAAGUGCCAGAGUCUAAACUUUACCACCUUCAUACCAAGUAGCAGUGUUUAGUUUUCAGCCCAUCUUAAUAUCUCGGACGGAUCCUCGGGCCUUACGCCCAAGUAUCAUUGCAUAACGGUAUAACAUCUGAAGGUUUAAGACUAGUUGAAACCAAAUUAUCAACGAAAAAGGGUUAUGAAAGAAUCAGGCAUGCUUCAUUUUGUCAUACAUUUUACAUUUUAAUACACUUUACAUCAAAUACGCAGAAUACGAUAUAUGAUAGUUUAGUAAGAAUUUAAAUUGUGUAACCUAAUGAGCGAAAUCCAUGUGUAUGGCACUCUUUAAUAUUAUAAACAGAACAGAACAGAAUAUAGUUUAUUCAGCUAGUACUCUUGUUGUACAAAACAUUCAUAUAAUGUUAAUAAUGUACAUGGUCAUUUAGGUCAUUAUGUCUUAGAGUAUAUUUUGCACGAGCUAUGACAGUAUGUGUCAUGUUAUAUUUUGGCACGAUCGAUAUAUGACUGUAUGUGUCAGGUUAUAUUUUGACACGAGCUAUGACAGUGUGUGUCAGGAUAUAUUUUGGCACGAUCGAUCUAUAACAGUAUGUGUCAAGUUGUAUUUUGGCACGAGCUAUGACAGUAAGUGUCAGGUUAUAUUUUGACACGAUCUAUGACAAUAUGAGUCAGGUUAUAUUUGGGCACGAACUAUGACAGUAUGUGUCAGGUUAUGUUUUGGUAUGAUCUAUGGCAGUAUGUGCCAGGUUGUAUUUUUGCAUGAGCUAUGACAGUACGUGUCGGUUUAUAUUUUGGCACGAGCUAUGACAGUACGUGUCGGUUUAUAUUUUGGCACGAGCUAUGACAGUAUGUGUCAGGUUGUAUUUUGGCACGAGCUAUGACAGUACGUGUCGGUUUAUUUUUUGGCACGAGCUGUGACAGUACAUGUCAGGUUAUAUUUUGGCACGAUGUAUGAAAGUAUGUGUCAGGUCAUAUUUUGGCACGAGCUAUGAAAGUACGUGUCAGGUUAUUUUUUGGCACGAGCUAUGACAGUACGUGUUAGGUUAUAUAUUGGCACGAGCUAUGACAAUAUGUGUCAGAGUAUGUUUUGCAACGAUAUAUGACAUUCCGUGUCAGGUUAUAUUUUGGCAUAUUCUGUGGAUAAAUCAGUAAAAAUGUUUUCGAACAAUUCAAAGGAGAAAUUAAUCAAGUAUUGAAGAAGAGGACGCUGAUAUUUUCAUGUGCUGUGAUAGUGAAGAAAAAAUAGGUGGGCAAUAAGGACCAUUUAGUAUCUUGUAUUUUUAAACGUUUUAUUAGCUUUACAAAGGUGACAAUUAUUUGACAAUAAACUGUACUUUAGAAUGAGAUUAUCAGACGUCAGCUACGUCAUUUGAGCCGCGCCAUGUGAAAACCAACAUAGUGCGUUUGCGACCAGAAUGUAUCCAUCAGGCUGUCUACUAACAGUUUCUCUUAUUGCAACAGAAUUAAAAGCGUACAGCAUGGACCCAGACCAGAGUGCGCAGAUGCGCAGACUGUUCUGGAUGCAUGCAGGUCGCAAAUACAUUAUGCAGGUGCGGCUUACUUAUUUAUGCUGAAAUGAUUCUAUAUCGUAAAUUGCAAUAAUUUCACAAUUGCCUAGCGGCGUAUACUGCGGGAUUAACUCUAUGUUGUUUUGAUUCUAAUAUGUCUCUUUUGCCAAAGAACAAUAUAUACUUAGUUUGAUAUAUUUGAACACGAAGAUGAAGUUAUAAGGCUGCGGAAUAAUUUCAUGAGGACGUAGCCCGAAUUAUUUUCUCUCUGCGGUGUAUAGCCAUAGGGCAUUUUAAAAGCAUGAUUAAAACAUGUUUCUGCUA